Glarea lozoyensis ATCC 20868 is the source of this 2229-nucleotide messenger RNA. RefSeq lists its product as uncharacterized. The record is from RefSeq and is a predicted model, not a curated record. NCBI's taxonomy places the organism in Eukaryota, Fungi, Ascomycota, Leotiomycetes, Helotiales, Helotiaceae. Bases 1 to 2229 code for a protein of 742 amino acids. The transcript is spliced from 4 exons.
AUGGCGCCGCGACUAUUCGUAGGCGACGAGGAGCUUGGGAAACGCGACGAUGAAUACAAACCCGGGAAGAAGACAUCAAUAGGGCUGGGAGGGUUAUGGCAGCAGAAGCGCGUCCAACAUGGACCGCCGCGGAGGAGUAUCAAAAGAUUGGGGAUGUUAUUGCUGGGAAUAUUCGCGAUAUAUUUAUUUAUUCACAACAUACCUACGGAUCUCAAACCACCACGAUCCAGACCAAGCUAUACGCAGAAUGAUCCUAAGAAAAAGGGUCCCUCUCCGCCAUCUGCGAAAUCAGAUGCGCACAAGAAACCUUCAGUCGCAGGAUAUUCGGGGACGUCGAAGCCGACCAAGCAACAAGAGGAAGUGGCACACGACUUUAACGGACCCAUCAAGUUUUAUGAUUUGGCAGUUUCUCUUCAUGCUGUCGCUGGUACACGAGGGGGCGACUUGAUCAAUCGGAAUGUGCUCUUUGCAGCAGCAAGUCUGAAAUCUGCAGCCACUCUCCUUCCGAUUGCAUGCGAGAUGGCUAUGCAAGAUCGAAACUAUGUUCAUUUUGCACUCAUCGGUCGAGACAUUAUUGAUAUGGAAGUAUUGAAAUCUGUAAAUUCGAUUGGAAAGGAGUGCAAAAUUAUGUACCAUGAUGCUCGAGCAGACUUCUCACAACAAAGCUCAGACUACCGCAUGGAAGUAGUUACUUCGGCUGGUUAUAACCAUAUUAACAAUUUUGUACAUCCGCAAGCAACCAUAAUCGAUGGUUCAGGGGAUGAAGAGCCGUUCAUGUUCAAGGGUCUGAAACUAAGGGCUCUUGCGUUAGGGAAGACUUUAAUAGAAUUGCCCAAAGAUUCAGAGCAGAAUCUGAUGUGGUUGACACGACUUGAUAGCACGUCGUUGAGUGCAUGGAAUAAGGCCUCAAUGGACAUUGUUAUUCACGCACAGCCAGCAGCAUCUGGCUCUCUCAUGAGACUGUUGGAAUCAUUGACCAAGGCAGACUACUUCAGCUCACCUCAUCCUCGGUUAACGAUUGAGCUUCCUCACAACAUUGAUCUCCCGACAAAACGAUAUCUAGAAUCAUUUCGAUGGCCGCCGGGUGUGAAAGAUGGAUCACCAAGUCUACUUACUCUGCACCAUAGGAUACCUCAAUACGGGCUUACUGCUGAGGAGAAUUCUAUCCGAUUUCUGGAAUCUUUCUGGCCAGCAGAAUCUGCCUGGAAUCAUGUAGUUGUGCUGGCGCCCCAUGUAGAACUCUCUCCUCUUUUCUUCCAUUACCUGAAGUACGCGAUGCUGGAGUAUAAGUACUCCUCGACGAAAUCAGGACUCAUUCUAAGCGAUAAUCUGCUGGGAAUAAGCUUAGAUCUUCCAUCAACCUACCUCAACGAUUCUACAUCAUUCUCACCUCCGACGUCCAAUACCUCAGACCCCACGCCAUUCUUAUGGCAAGCACCAAACAGCAACGCCGCCCUCUAUUUCGGCGACAAGUGGGCAGAGCUCCAUGCUUUCGUAGCCCAGUCAAUCGCCGCGUCCCACAAAUCACCAAUCCCACCGACAUUGAACGAAAAACUCAUCAGCAAAACAUAUCCCUCCUGGCUAGAACACGUCUUACGACUCUCCCGCGCACGAGGAUACCUGACUCUUUACCCAGGCGUCGGCAGCACAGAUUCCCUAGCAACCCUCCACAACGAACUCUACCACGCCCCCGAAGAAUACGCCACAGACAUCCUCACAGAUGAACAUUCGCCCAACGGCGAGCUCACAGCGGAUCCGGAACAGCAUAAAUCGCUUUUUCACAAGGAAGCACCAUUGAUCACGAAGCCACUUUGGACGAUCCUUCCAUUCCGCGGUGAUCUGCCGGCGUUUUCCAGUAUGCCCCUAAUUGCGUGGGAUGGAAAUGUUGUGGAUAUGGCUGGUAUGGAUGAGAGUGCUGGGCGGUAUAGGAGGGAGUUUAGGAGGGAGGUUGGGGGAUGUGACGGUAAUGCUGAGGAACCUUUGAAGGAUGGGGAGGGGGUGAGGGAUUUGUUUUGCGUCGGUGGUGAGGAGAAGAAGGGAAAGGUGAAGGAGGAGGGUAGUAAGGCGGAUGACACUAAGGUGGGGGCUAGUAAAGCCGUAAAGGAGAGUAAGGAGAGUAAGGAGAGUAAAGAUACCAAGACGACGGAAGAUACCACAAAUACCAAGGAGAAGAAAGAUACCACUAAUGCGCCUACCAGCGAGAAGAAGAAGCCGGGAAAGGGAAUAUAA